ACAGUGCGAAAGCUCGUAGCAAGCAAAAAGAAGAAAUCGACAACUUUCUGCCUUGAUCUUUCGCAGUGUUCGAGUGUGUUCUGUCGGCACACGUGUAUUAGUAACCGCUGCGCGAGGUUAAAUUAAAUUACAUAUUUUUAAAAACGUUCAUACUCGCUCUCGUCAAAGCAACAGGCGCACACGCACGCACACACUCACGUGAAUCACACACCAGCGCGUCCACCUUCGAUUACUAACAAGGACACGCGGAAGCGGCCAACAGACUUAUUUCCGUUGAGUGAAAGUCAAUUUAUUGUAUGAGUCAAAAAACUGAAAGACCAGUGCUAUCGGGUCAACGCAUCAAGACCAGAAAAAGAGAUGAAAGAGAAAAAUAUGACCCAACGGGAUUCCGUGAUGCGGUCAUUGCUGGUCUCGAAAAAACUGAAGGCGACCUGGAACAAAUCUCUAAAUAUCUAGACAGCGCGGGCAACAAGCUCGACUACCGUCGUUACGGCGAAGUUCUCUUUGAUAUAUUGAUUGCGGGUGGUCUCUUAGUGCCUGGCGGUUCCAUAUCUCAGGAUGGCGAAAAGCCGCGCACAAACUACUGCAUCUUCGAUGCCCCCGAGAGCAUGGAGUCGAUGCGCAACCAUGAGCAGGUAUUUGUUAAGCUCAUCAGACGGUACAAGUAUCUUGAGAAAAUGUUCGAAGAGGAGAUGGGAAAGGUUCUACUAUUCGUAAAGGGCUUUACUCCCAGUGAACGCAUCAAGCUUGCGCGUAUGACUGCGCUCUGGUUAGUUAACGGCUCUGUACCGCCAAAUGUCUUACUGGUACUAAACAACGAGCACCUGAUCAAGGAUGGCAUUGCACUAGAGUUUCUACUAGAGCUGUUCCAGACGUUCAAGCAAGAGAAGGGCAUUGCAUAUCUGAUACAGGCGCUUAAGAAGGGUGGACUGGAAAGCAAACUUAUGGACUUUUUCCCACCAAACAAACGUACUGAGGAAUAUUUUAAACAAGUUUUUCUUGACAAGGAACUCAACGAGAUCAUUAAGCUGCACAAAGCUCAGGCCAGCCAAGAGGCUAAACGCGAGCUGCAGCAGGCCCUCAUCGAUGAUAUCAACGACGAGAAGGCCCACAAUGAGAUAACCGCUGACAUUAAGGAGUUCUCGCAACGCAACAACAUUCCCGAUCAUGAAAUAAUUGUUAUUAUUUGGUCCACCAUCAUGUCAUUGGGCGAAUGGAACAAGAAGGAGGAGCUGGUUACCGACCAGGCUGUUCGUCAUUUGAAGACAUACUGCACCUUGUUGCAGGCUUUCGCCUCAACAGACCGAUCGGAGUUGGCUUUGAUUCUUAAGGUCCAAGAGUUCUGCUACGAGAACAUGAACUUUAUGAAGGCCUUCCAGAAGAUCAUUUUGUUGUUCUACAAGACCGAGGUCCUGUCCGAGGAGAUCAUCUUGCGCUGGUACAAGGACGGCCACUCCAACAAAGGAAAAAUGCAUUUCCUCGAACAAAUGCGCAAGUUUGUCGAAUGGCUCCAAUCAGCAGAAGAAGAAUCGGAAUCUGAGGACGAGCAAAAGAAUGGCGAAUAACAAUUUGGUUAAAUGGUUAUAGAAUGAAAAGAGCAACACAAACGGAGCCGACCCCUACACACCAUCCAUCCCCAUUCGUCGUUUUUGGAACACGCAUCUAUACAACUAAACAGUCCACCCCUUUAAAUCACAGAGUCAUUUUGAGAAACUCCACCUAGAUACUACUCAGAAAUUUCCAAUAAAAAAGGAGAGAGUAAAACAACAGA
Drosophila serrata is the source of this 1771-nucleotide messenger RNA. RefSeq names its product basic leucine zipper and W2 domain-containing protein kra (gene kra). NCBI's taxonomy places the organism in Eukaryota, Metazoa, Arthropoda, Insecta, Diptera, Drosophilidae. Gene Ontology annotation, cellular component: membrane; cytoplasm. The record is from RefSeq and is a predicted model, not a curated record. Gene Ontology annotation, molecular function: protein binding.